AUCAUCUUGGGCAUCUUCGACGAGUGUUGGAGACGCUCCGCCGCGCCAAGUACAAGGCCAACCGUGACAAAUGCGAAUUUGUCUGGCAAGAUCUGGAAUACCUGGGCCAUUUUGUCACACCGGAGGGCAUCAGUCCGCUAUCGGACAAGAUUCAAGCCAUCCAAGAGUGGCCGGAACCACGGAACGUCACAGAUGUUCGUUCGUUCCUUGGCCUCGCCGGCUACUACCAGCGUUUCAUCAAGGGCUACUAGAAGAUCGCGGCCCACUUGACCAAGCUUCAAUGCGAGGAUUGACCGUUUGACUUCGGAAAGGAUGCGCGGGAAUCAUUUUUAGCUCUCAAAGUCGCGCUAUUAUCUGCGGAGGUCUUGCGCAUGUAUGACCCGAUUUUGCCUACGCGCGUCACUACGAAUGCGUCCGGCUAUGCCAUUGGUGCCGUCGUCGAGCAACAUGAUGGCGUGGACUGGCACCCGGUCGAGUAUUUCAGCAAGAAAGUGCCCGUCGUGCAUUCCAUUGACGAUGCACGCAAGAAGGAGCUCCUCGCCUUCGUCCACGCGUUCAAGCGGUGGCGGCACUUCCUCCUUGGUCGAAGCCAAUUCCGAUGGGUAACGGACAACAAUCCGUUGGUCUUUUACAAUACCCAAGACACCGUCAACAACACCAUCGCUCGAUGGAUGGCUUUCAUCGACCAGUUCGACUUCUUUCCCGAUCACAUUCCGGGGAAGUCGAACCGUUUUGUGGAUGCUCUUUCACGGCAUCUGGGUCAUUGUACUGCGGUCUACUCGACCUUCGAGAUCGACAACGACCUGCGGGACAGCUUCAUCCGCGACUACCAAGCCGACCCCGAGUUUCGCGACAAGUACGCGAAUUGCUCCUCUCCUAAUCCGGCGCCUUCUCACUACCGGAUCCAAGAGGGGUACUUGCUUGUCCACACACGGGGGAAGGACCUUCUUUGCGUGUCGAGUGACCCUCGCUUGCAUACACGGCUUCUUGGCGAGUUCGACGAUGCUCCUGCCAUCGAACACUUUGGAGUCAAUCGCACGAUUGGCCGACUUCACAAGCGAUUUUGGUGGCCCGGCCUUCUCGGGGACGUCACUCGCUAUUGCGAGUCAUGCGAGGUUUGCCGACACUGCAAAUCCCGCAACCAUCGUCCGUACGACGAGUUACGACCAUUACCGAUCCCUUUGAGGCGAAGGGAAGCAAUUGCCAUGGACAUUACCGGCCCGUUCCCCAAGCACAAGACCGGAGUGGAUGGGAUUCUCACGGUGGUCGACCGACUCCCCAAGUUCGCCAUGUUUUUGCCUUGCCGCUAUCAUGCCAAGGCACCGGAGUUGGGCGAGGCAAAGGAACAAAGAAUGCCUCUGCAGGCAAAGGAACAAAGAAUGCAUACUUGCUAAAUCUAUCAACUGUGACCAUGACUUGGCUCUUGCCGUGCCUACUCUUGACCUGGGUAUCCAUAAAAUCAAUGGACACCGAGUCU
This is a messenger RNA of Chara braunii, 1477 nucleotides long. Lineage: Eukaryota; Viridiplantae; Streptophyta; Charophyceae; Charales; Characeae. The record is from the annotation of a GenBank genome assembly.